Molecule: messenger RNA, 1848 nt
Organism: Lycium barbarum (goji berry)
Lineage: Eukaryota; Viridiplantae; Streptophyta; Magnoliopsida; Solanales; Solanaceae
Product: lysine histidine transporter 1-like
Exons: 8
Coding region: 290-1636 (448 amino acids)
Cellular component (GO): plasma membrane
Source: RefSeq, a predicted model, not a curated record
ACGUCACCUUCAAGUUCUACACUUGUUUAUAAUAGAGGUCCUAGCUGGGGUAUCUUUUCCCUUUUAAAUAGUAGGAAACCAGCAAUCGACUGAGAAUUCAUAAUAAUUUUCAAAGCCAAGAGCUUAUGUAAUUUUGUUUAUAAAAGACAAACAACUCCGAUAUUUUUCCGGAGUGUUCCAUAUUCAUUUCUACUCUUAAUUUUCUGUCCUCUUCGUCUCCUCAGUUUCUUCCCUUUCUGAUUUCUUUGGUCGUUUAAUAUCUCCAAACACAGUCACAAUAGUUGUAGCCAUGGGAACUCAAGCUCCAUCGGAUUACAACGACUCAAAGGUUGAUACAAGAACUGCAGAAGAGAAGGCAAUCGACGAGUGGCUUCCCAUUACUUCUUCAAGGACUGCAAAAUGGUGGUAUUCAGCUUUUCACAAUGUUACUGCUAUGGUUGGUGCUGGUGUCCUCAGUCUUCCUUAUGCCAUGGCAGAGCUUGGAUGGGGACCUGGUGUAACAGUGAAUAUAUUAUCUUGGAUUAUCACUUUAUACACACUAUGGCAAAUGGUUGAAAUGCACGAAAUGGUUCCAGGGAAACGUUUCGAUAGAUAUCACGAGUUGGGGCAACAUGCUUUUGGAGAAAAACUUGGGCUAUGGAUUGUUGUGCCCCAACAACUACUUGUCGAAGUUAGUGUUGACAUUGUUUAUAUGGUGACAGGAGGAAAAUCACUCCAGAAGGUCCACGAAUUGGUUUGCACUCAUGAUAAUUGCGCAAAUAUCAAACUUUCAUACUUCAUCAUGAUAUUUGCCUCUGUCCAUUUUGUUCUCUCCCAUCUUCCCAACUUCAAUUCGAUAUCUGCUGUGUCUUUGGCAGCAGCUGUUAUGUCCUUAAGUUAUUCAACAAUUGCUUGGGGCGCAUCAAUUAAGAAGGGUGUACAACCGGAUGUGGAUUAUGGGUACAAGGCUCACAGCACGCCAGGAACCAUUUUCGAUUUUCUCAGUGGAUUGGGAGAAGUGGCUUUUGCAUAUGCAGGUCACAAUGUGGUGUUGGAAAUUCAAGCUACAAUCCCUUCAACACCUGACGUACCUUCGAAAAUACCCAUGUGGAGGGGAGUUAUUGUUGCUUACAUAGUUGUGGCUCUCUGUUACUUCCCUGUUGCUUUUAUUGGAUACUGGAUAUUUGGAAAUGCAGUGCAAGACAACAUUCUAUUAUCUUUGAACAAACCUACAUGGCUCAUUGUCAUGGCUAAUAUGUUUGUCGUCGUCCACGUUAUUGGGAGCUAUCAGGUCUUUGCAAUGCCAGUGUUUGACAUGCUCGAGACCUUUCUUGUUAAGAAAGUCAGGUUCAGGCCUACGUGGUACUUGCGAUUUGUUACCAGAAACCUUUAUGUUGCUUUCACAAUGUUUGUUGGAAUCACCUUCCCUUUCUUUGGGGGUCUUCUUGGAUUCUUUGGAGGAUUUGCUUUUGCCCCAACAUCAUAUUUUCUGCCUUGCAUCAUUUGGCUGGCAAUCUACAAGCCAAAGAGAUUCAGUCUUUCUUGGAUUGCUAAUUGGAUUUGCAUAAUUUUUGGAGUUCUAUUGAUGGUUUUAGGACCAAUUGGUGGGUUGAGAUCCAUCAUAGUACAAGCAAAGACCUACAAAUUUUACGAUUAGGCUUCUCUUUCUUGGUUAAGGAGAACUUUUUAUCAUCCAAGUGCGAGAAAAUGGCGAUGAUUAUGCAUCUGAUUUAAUUUCUACAGAUAGAUGUUUUUAUCGCAGAGGAAUUUCUGGCUAGAUACUGUGUGUGUUUUGGCUUAAAACUUUAUAGUAUAGGUUUUCUUCGUAUGUAAAGAUACGAUUAAUUUCAUAGUAUUGUUCAUUAUCAA